Messenger RNA from Nomia melanderi (Alkali bee), 550 nucleotides. RefSeq names its product Small ubiquitin like modifier (gene Sumo). NCBI's taxonomy places the organism in Eukaryota, Metazoa, Arthropoda, Insecta, Hymenoptera, Halictidae. The record is from RefSeq and is a predicted model, not a curated record. Gene Ontology annotation, molecular function: protein binding.
UAUGAUACUAUGCUACUUGUGUAAGAUGGAAACGUUGUGAUUAUAGCUAUAAAGGCAGGAGCGGGAUUAUUGUGAGUUGCUCGUUUAAGCGUUUGUUUGUAAGGAUUACUGGUAGUCCGGUGUGUAGUCUGACAUUUAAUUUACAGCAAUACUAUUAUUAAUUAUUGACAUAACAGAAAAUUCGUUAUAAACUGUAAACAUGUCUGACGAAAAGAAGGAAACUAAAACAGAAUCGGAACACAUAAAUUUAAAAGUAUUGGGACAAGACAGUGCAGUAGUUCAAUUUAAAAUUAAAAAGCACACACCACUCAGGAAAUUAAUGAAUGCUUAUUGUGAUCGUGUGGGUUUAGCGAUUGCAGCAGUAAGAUUUAGAUUUGAUGGUCAACCCAUAAAUGAAUUAGAUACACCAACAACACUUGAAAUGGAAGAAGGAGACACAAUAGAAGUUUAUCAGCAACAGACAGGAGGAUUGUGUUGAGAUUUAAGAUUGUCCUUCAAUAGUUUAAGUAAAAAGAAACUUCUGUUCCAGUGCUUACUUCGAAAAAGAAAA